AUGGCUCCAUUCCGCUUUAACGAACUGGGCUCGGAUAUACGACGUAUUAUCUGGAAACAUGCAUUGCUCCAGGCGUCCGCCGAGCGUAUAGUGAUAAUGGACAACCCGCCCACCAACGAAUGCUUCCCCCGUAAUUCCCUUCGUGUCCUACCAUUCAGGUCUCUUGUUUCGCCAAUUUUGGCUGUAAAUCAGGAGAGUCGGUCCUGUGCUUUCGACUAUUAUAAUUUAAUACUACCCGUAAUUUCACUAGAUCAGAUGCCCAAAAGCCUCUGGAAAUACACUGAUGAAGAGCGUGCAUUUCUAUACAAUAAUGAAGAAUACGAGAAUAUUGGUUACGAAGAGGGAUAUGUAUUCUUGAAUCUCCAGCAGGAUAUCUUUCUCUCAGGUUUCUUCCUCAAUGCUAUAGACGAUAUUAAACCAUUCUUUACGGAAUGGUGCCUGACACCGAGUUCUGCCUUUCAUACGACUACUCCAGACGAGGUCAAUCUUCAAGUUAGGCACUUCACGCGCUCUAUAUGGCCUGAGCGCGAGCGUAUUCAAAAAGUACUGUCAGUCUGGUGUACUGACCCCUACGACGACCUCCUCAAUCCCCGCCGCGUGCCCGGCGAGACGAGGUUAUUUAACAAGGUACAGAAGGACCUUUACUGGGAAAAAGAAACAUACGCAUAUGCCACAAGAUACUUCUACUGGCCUAACGUACAACGGCUGAACGUAGGUGGCCUAAUGCAGCACCUCUUCGAGCGAGGCCCUGGUAAACCAUUGAGACCCCAAUACCAGCUGAAGGAACUAAUAUCCAUCAAGCUGAAAGAAGGCGUUACUUACAAGAACAAUUUUAUAUGGUUAGGAAUGGGUGAAUACCUAGCAGACCCUUCUCAAGAAGAAGAGCAGCAUCGUCCUCGUCCUCGCCACACCAACGCCAUCAACAACGAUUACGCCUGGAAAAAAAUGGAUUCGUUAGUUAAGGAGAUGACGCACUGGAUAGACCUAGCGAAUCGGAAACUGUCAUGA
Daldinia vernicosa is the source of this 1008-nucleotide messenger RNA. RefSeq lists its product as uncharacterized. Lineage: Eukaryota; Fungi; Ascomycota; Sordariomycetes; Xylariales; Hypoxylaceae. The transcript has a single exon. The record is from RefSeq and is a predicted model, not a curated record. Bases 1 to 1008 code for a protein of 335 amino acids.